UGUAAUUAUAAUUCAAUGAAAACUCCAACGCAUAUUUUAUUAACUAUUCUCAAUUUUUCAUGUGUGUGUUCGGCGACUCAAAAAAUGAGCCGGUUCAUUACUGAUGGUUAUUACCGAAAUUAAUAUUUAGUUGUUUAUGGAUAGCAACAACAAUAGUUAAGAAAAUGGUAUUAAAGAAUUCAAAAUGGGACAAGAAGGCUAAAUAUCAAUAUAUGAAAAAACAUGGUAUAAGUAGGAAACCAUCUAAUAAAAUUGUAGAUCAACCUACUAAGAAAUGGUCGGGGAAAAGUGAUAGUGGUAUUGCUGCAAAUCAUGAGAAUAAAAUUACUUUAGAAGAUUCCGAUGAAGAAUAUGAUUCAGAAGUGGAUGAUGCAUUAAUAGAACAUUUUUAUCCUCAAUUGGGAGAAACUGAAUUAACCAGAGAUCAGAAAAUUAAGAUAAAACAACAGAUCAUUAAUGAUAUUCAGCACCAAAAUGAGAUGGAAGGCGAAGUACAAGAUAAUGAACAAGAUGAAGCCGAAAGAGAAGAGGAAGAGGAAGAGGAAUUAGAUGGAAUUUAUCUUGGAUCAGAAGAUAAUAAACAGAAAGAAAUGGCCAAAGCACCAGAAACUAAAUUUGAUCUUAAAGAAUUUAUGGCUAAUGCUGAACAAAAUAGAAGUAAAAAGAACCGAAAAUUAUUAAGUAAUAAAUUAUCGAAUAAUUUCCUUGAAGAAUAUGGAUUAACAAGUUAUGAGGAAUUAAAUAGAAAUAAAAGUGAUUAUAAUGAUAUAUAUUAUUCCAAGAGAGGUCAAAGAAAUCUUGAUGAAAUAUCUUCACAUGACUUGGAUGGAUUUGUUGUAGGACAACAAUCUAUUGCAGAGAUUGGAGAUAUAAGACGUCAAAAGGAGCAAAGAAAUAUACAAUAUAUCUCAAAAGAUGAAGCGGAACAAGAUAAGAAAAGAUCAGAAUUGGUGGAACAAGAGAAAUUUUAUAAAGAUAUUAAAAAUAGGUUUGAUACUUCAAAACCAGUAUCAAAAUCAAAAGUGUUAGAAAUUAAUACUUUUAAUAGUAAUGAUUCUAAACAAAUAUCAUUAUUAAAUACGAGUUUAAUGAGUGGUGCAGCCAAAGAGAAAGUAAAGAUCUCCGAUACUGAUUUGGAUGAAGAUAUAAACUUUCUCUUAGGCACUUCUAAACCAACAGUAACAUCAUCUUCAUUACGAUCACCACCAGAACUGCAACCACAAUUACAAUCGAGUCUUACAGAUAUAGAUGAGUUUCUAGCGGACUUAUCGGUACACGAAAAGUCAAAUAAAUCAGAUACUACAAAGAUAAAAUCAACUAAACUGGGAUUAUCUAAUAAAGAUAUAAAUUUCUUAGAUGAACUACUAGGAUAAUUCUAUACAAAAGAGUUGUCUGCAUAUACAAAAAAGUUUAUUGUGAGAUAUCGGUCUGACUGAUCUGAUAGCGAGAUCUUUUUUCUGGUGUGGAUGAGCGUUGGCAUCUGCCUAUAUA
Scheffersomyces amazonensis is the source of this 1491-nucleotide messenger RNA. RefSeq lists its product as uncharacterized. The coding region runs from base 165 to 1373 and encodes 402 amino acids. NCBI's taxonomy places the organism in Eukaryota, Fungi, Ascomycota, Pichiomycetes, Serinales, Debaryomycetaceae. The transcript has a single exon. The record is from RefSeq and is a predicted model, not a curated record.